AUGAUUCCGCGAGAUCAACGCCGCCGGAGCCCCGAGAGGGAGCGCCGCCGACGCGCUGACCGCCGCCAUUCCAGAGAACAGCUCGCCGCUGCCGCCCUCGCCGCCGCCGCCGUGGGCCAAACUGCUGCCGCCGGCCCGUCAUCCACCCGAUCCCGCGCCAACUCCAGCACUUCGUCUUCCGCCGUCACCUCUUCCGACGAAGACAGCGCCCCCAAAAACACGGGAUGGGGCUUCCGCUCUUUCUUUUCCUUGGCAUCCUCCAAGAAAGUACGGAAGCGCCGAUCUUUUCGCAAGAAGAACUACUCCUCGUCUUCCAUCGACAGCAACUUGGCCUAUGGCGGGUACCAGUCCAGGUCUUCCCUAGAGUCGCAGCGAGGUGCCAGGAGAAGGAGCGGGCCGCAGAGGAAGAUUAGCCAGACCUAUUCUCAACACUCCCACCACGACAAGGAGUAUCAACACAAGGACCAGCCCAAGGAUCAGUACAAGGAUCAUCAUCAGUACGAGCCUCAGCAUGAGUACCAGCGCCCAGAAUAUGUGCCCCCGGACCAAUAUGCGCACUCGGACCAGCACACACCACGACCAUAUGUGCCCCAGGACCAGUAUGCGCACUCGGAUCAGCACACACCACGACCAUAUCAUCCACAGCACUCACAUGCGCAUUCCGAGCCUUACUAUCACCACCAGCAUCAGCAAUACCACCAGCAGCAACCCCAUGCUUAUCAGCACCCUGCGCAGCACUACCAUGACCAGCCCGAACACGAUCCAGAGCUCUUUACUCCCGAUGGUCGACCUAACUUGGCGCGAACAAAGACCGACGAGGAGAUUAUCGAACUUGGGCGCAAGAUCUCUGACCUUGCUAGGGCCUCCAACCUUCGCGAUCUGGAAAGGGCUGGCAAGCAACGUCCAUCUCAGCUGGUAGGUGCCGCAACCGCCAUCUCCAACUUCCGCCGCCAGAAUUCGAGGAGGAAUGGACGCCGCGGUCUUGCUCCCUCCAAGUCCAAGCGCAACGAACAAAAUGACCAUGAUCAGGGCUGGGACACGGCUUCGGAUUCGGACUCCGAUUCGGGUGACAACACGGAGGAGGCCAGCGCUAGUGACUCUGACCUCGCCUAUGGCUCAACACCUCAAUUCUCGGACGAUAAGCUGUCUUCUCCCCCGGCUGCCGCGCCUCCACCACCGACUAUCAGCCCCCAGAAACCCUAUGUCAGGAACAAGGCCAUCGAUCCCUCCAAGUUUGGUCCCGUCAACUCCUUGCACGGCCUUGUGACUCCUCUGAAUGGGUUUCGAUCGACCGAGAACGCGCCUCCACCCCGUCAGUCGAAGCCCUGGCUUAACAGAUUCGAGAACGAUCCUCUUCCGGAUCCCCACAGGUUCGAUGCUGUCACCAGUCCAACUCUGGUAUCCGGCUCACCUCUGAUCACGUCACGACCCGUUUCUGUUGCCAUCCAGGCCCCCAAGCCCCGUGUUCCGGUCUCGACACGCGCCCUGGAGGAACACCCCAUGCCGCGCCAGAGAUCCGCCGAUGGUAGGCAUCUUGUGGCCGACUCUGCCUUGGCCAAGUCCAUUGGAGCUGCAGCUGAUAAACAUGAAGUGAUCCGAGAUGACACGCCGCCUUCCAAUUACCGACAACAUCGCUCACGUGCUUCGUCUCACGUCCAGUCGCAUGCUUCCCAUACUUCUCAUACCUCCCACGUUCCAGUCCAUGUCCAAGUACCGCUCCCUACGACCCGUGACCUCGAGUUCGAUGAUUGGCACGACUUCGAAGACCGCCACAGCCGCCUAACCUCCGAUGUUCCCAAGUUUCCCGACCCAGCUGCUGCCGGCGUUGCCGCAGCACUCAUUGGAACUGCCCUUUUCCAGGACCGAAACCGACGAGACGACGAAGAGGAUCGCAACCUGGACCCCAACCACGUUCUGGCCGAGUACAAGCAACGUGUACAGCAGGAGGAAGAGCGGCGCCGGAAAGCCGAAGAGGCUGAGAAGGAGCGUCUUGAGAAGGAGCGCCAAGAACGGGAGGCCCGUGCUGCCGCCGCCAUCAAGCGGGAGCGUGAAGCGCGUGAAGCUCAGGAGGCUGCUGAGCGGGAGGCUCGCGAGAAGAAGGAGGCAGAGGAGCGUGCCGCUGCCGCUACUCUUGAACUCGCCGCGCAGAGGGAGCGCGAAGAGCGGGAAGCGCGUGAGGCCCUUGAGAAGAUGCAGAGGGAGGCUGAAGAACGCGCUGCCGCUGCCGCUGCCGCUCAACGGGAACUCGAAGCUCUUGAGAAGGCUCGUCGCGAGGCCCAGGAACGCGAAGUUCAGGAAGCCAUUGAGAAGGCCCGCCGUGAAGCGUUGGAACGCGCAGCAGCUGCUGCUGAGCGGGAACGUCAAGAGCGUGAGCAUCUAGAGAAAGUCCGUCGUGAGGCGGAGGAUCUUGCUAUUGCUGCCCGACGAGAGCUCGAGACCCGCGAGUCUGCGCUUGAGGCUGUCGCCAAGGAAGCUAGGCGUCUCCGUGACGAAGCCGAUUACCGUGAACAGUACGAACGCCGUGUCCGAGAAGCUCGUGAAAUGCAGUACAAGGAGGAGCGACGGAUGCAUGAUGCUCGAUAUCGCGCUGAAAGGGAGAACAUGGUUGUCGAUGUUGAGCCCAGGCACCGUAGCACUAGCCGGCAACCGAGGGAUGAGUCUCCCGAGGAAAAGCGCUCCAAUACAGGUAAGGAGACUGACCGGGAGGAGCAUCACCGUCCCAAGCGUGAGGCUGUUACCGUCAUCAACGAGCGCGACCUUCCGAAAGACGAGCCUAAGCCCAAGGUCGAAGAGCCAACCCGAUCCGUUCCGGAGAAGAAGCGAGAGAGUAUGGGCGACACUCUCAACCCGAAGCCCAAGAAGCCCAGCAAGGAGGAGAGACGUGCUAAGCGCGCCGAAACUCUUCGACUCCUCGCCGAAAUGCAAAAGGAACUCGAGCUCGAAAAGGAACGGGCAAGGAAGUUGGCCGAGCUUGAAGCCGCUGAGCAGCAACAAGAGAAACCCAAGGACGAGGAACCUCGCAAGUCCAGCCAACCCGUUGUGCCAGAGCCUUCGAAAUCCACCAAGGACCAGGUUAGUCGCGACUCCAAGGCAGCUCCAGCUCCAGGACCAUCCCCCUCGAAGUCCCCUAAAGGCGUAAUUGACCCAUUCCAAUUUCAGGUUCCGGAUGAUGCGUUCGCUACACCGGUUUAUGCUACCCCGGCUAGGCCACUGACUCCCCAGGUCUACACUGUUCCCGAGCCUGAUUUCUCGCCUCCCAAGCGCCGUCAAAUGAUCCGUCAACUAACCGAUGCGGAACUUGAGAUUCGCGAGAGAGUGACUCGUCGUGACUCGUUUGAGAUCCAUCAGCGUCAAGAGGAGAUCCGCAGGAGCAGGAACGCAUCGGAGCAGCCAACCACCAAAGAUGCUGACAAAGCGACCGUUCCCGAGACCGACAAGGAGACUUUGAUGGCAGAGGAACCUGAACGUGAGCGGAGCCGAAGCCGUAACCGUGCAGGAAGCCGUGUUCGCGAAUCCGAGCCACUACGCGACACGACCGAAGAGCCUGGGCGUACUCGUAGCCGGAGCCGUCAACCCAGUCACGUUCGCGAGGCGGAGCCAAAGCCAGAUCCUCAGGCUGAAGCCAACAAGUGGUAUCGUGACUACGUUGGCAACCGGCGGGAGGAACGCUUGCGCAGCAGCUCGCCUAGCCGAUCAGUCGUGGAUAAGUAUGACGAUGCCCUGUUUGGACCGCCGACACCUGUCAUCGUCACAGCGGAACCAACGAUCAUCACGGCCGAACCUAGCUGGGCCACCGCUGAGCCCGCAGAUGAUGGAAAGCCCAAGAAGAGCAAGUACGCCGAGCCCAAUGCCGAUGUGAAGAUCGAUCAUGUCAUCUUGCCGAGAGAUCUGCAUAGGUUCCUCACGCCGGCGGAGGAUCACUCCAGUCUUCAUGCGCCCACUGGACAGCCGAUGUUUACUUCGAGAGAUCCGUCGUGUGAGAGGGAUAGGCCGUUGUUGAAUUUGGUGCUGCCUACGCCAGCGCCCACUCCCACUCCUGAACGUCAACGGAGGGAACGCGCAAGACAAGCCGCCCGCGAGUCCGAGCCGGAACCCGUCACGACCAAGCCUUCCUCCGAGGAACCCUACCUAGCUCCCGCUGCCGCCGAAGAAUCGAAGAAGCCGAAUUACAUCCUUAACGCCCGCGGUGAAAUUGAGAUCAUUGCCCCCACCCCAAAAGAUGAGGAUAACGAGUCUGUCAAGUCAGAUGGGUGGGUGGAGCCCGUGGCUGAUACCGGGUUGACGCACGUUGUUGCGGACAGGUCGAGGCAAGCGGCUGUGGAAGCGAUCAAGCGCGCAUUGCAGCCUAAGAGGAAGGCGAGCAGUGCUUGGGGAGCGCUUGGUGAUGCGGUGCUCAAGAAGGUUGCUGAGGAUAGGAAGGCCGCUGCUGAGAAGAAGGUCGAGAUCCCGGCUGCAGAGGAGAAGAGCCUUGCUCCCGAAGUCGAGAACAAAGUUGAGGUCCCGGCUCCGGUUGUUGAGGCCCCGAUCGUCGAAGAGAAGCAGCCUGAAGAGCAGAAAUCGCGGGAGCUCCAGCCCCAAACAAAGCCGAUCGAGGUUGAAGUUGCUGCGCCAACAAAGAACGAGGUGCGGCCGGACGUUGAAUUACCCCGCCAAGCCCCGCAUCCCGAUCCCGAGCCGCAUCCGGAGCCGCACCACGAGGCCGCCCCGGUUCCCGCCAUUACCAUUCAGGAACCGGAGAGCCCGAAAGCGACUGAAGAGCCCAAGUAUGAAGAGGCUAAAGAGGAGCUUAAGGAGGAGGAGCAGGGUGCGCUUCCCGAGGGAGAAUCUCAUGAAGAGAAAGGAGAUGAGGCUACGCGUCAGAUUGUCGAUGAACCAACAAGUAGCCCCGUCAAUCCCAAGCGCAAGCUCCAGAAAGGCCUCGUAGAACCACCAAUCUUCUCUCCUUACCGCCCCACCUUCUCCGAUAACUUCGCCGAUGUGGUUUGCGGCGAGAAUCCGAACCCCGAUACUCAUGCCGAUACCUAUACUUGGCGCCGUGAUGGCGUGGCAGCGGAGCCCGAGACUCAAACUUCUACGGGUGACGAGUGGGAGUCCCUUCCGCGAAAAGCGGAAAUUGACGAGGACGAAGCCACGACGAACCCAGAGAGGACAUUCAAUCCGGACAACCGAGAGCCACCAGAUCAUCGGCUGGGGAAGGAGUUCUCGUUUGAGGUUGUGGACCGCGAGAACUCCCAGACCAAUUCCUCUGAUGAGAAUGCGAUGGAAGGCGAGAAGGUCGGCACCGAGCACAAUGGUGUUUCGGACCGCCGACCAAGCCACGAGUUCAUUGAUUUCCUGAAGAACCAGACCAAUGGCUCGACAUCGGACCGCAAGCACGACCACAUUAUUACCACCACCGAGCUGAACGGCAACAGUGAGGAGCAGUCUUUUUUAGGUAAUGCCGGCACCCAUGGCGCAGGUGCCGGCUCGGCAGAAGAGUCUGAUGCUGCGACCGCUUCUGAGAGCAAGGAAGCGGAGGCCCAGAUUCUCCCUCGCCCAAAUGCCACCCAGGCCUCCAUGGAUAGUAUCCCCGUCGCUAAGCCUAAGGAGGAGGAGGAGGAGAAAUCACACGGCAGCAACGCUGGCUCGGACAGUGCCCCCGAGCCGACCCAACUGCGACACACGGAUUCUCGGUUCAUCGACCCUGAGGUCCUAGUCCAAAGACCAAUCACCCCGGCCAUCGACCCCCAAUAUGGUGAUCUUCUUCCUUUGCCUCCUUACCCUACUCUCACGGGACCUGGGUACCGCUACCUUGCAGACUUGCCCUCGCCGCUUAACUUUGAUCUCGAACAGCUUCCAGCACUGCCGGAAAGCAGACCUUCUACCCCACCACCUACGUCUGGCUCUCCAAGCAAUGCAUUCAAGGCUGCCGUAGCAGCAAUGAUGGGCACCCAAUCCAUGGUCAGGAGACAGAGGGGUCAUACUCGCAGCCGUAGUGCGCUGGACGGUACCACCCCAGUUAGACUACCUAGCCAAACCGCCGUUCCUAUCCAGUUUCGGUUGAAGGGGAAGAGGUCCGGGUCAGUGCAUUCGCUUCCACCCCCUGACGCCUGGGGGCAGUCACCUGUUUCAAGGCCAUUUAGCGCCCAUGGUGACGCCACCGCUUCCGGUGGAACUUCCCCGGUCAGGAGCAGGCCGAGGCCGAGCAGCUGGGAGAGCUCGAUGAGGGAGAUGAAGCCUUUGUAUCUUGUGGAACGGAACGCUGCUACUGCUGUGUUGGCGCCGGCUGAUACCGAGGAGGCUCUUCCUCCCCCGGAGAGCUUUGAGCUCCCGGAGGAUGAUGAUUUGGACUUGCUGCCUGCUUUGCCGGAGAGUGCGCCGGAAAGUGAGGCGGGGGGUAUGUCGCCUGUUGUUGCCCCGGAGACUGAGGCCGAGGAUGAAGUUUUGAAGCCCGUGGAUCUUUCUACGCCUCAGGUCCCUGAGACUAUUGAGACCGUUUUCCCUGCACCGGAGACCGUCAAACUUCCUGUUGACCAAGACCUGGACCUCCUCCCGGCUCUUCCUGAGAGUGACGCUGGCUCACCCAUCGCCACCCCUGUGAAUCUCUCAAAGGAUCUACCCGUUGAUGAGGUCCUCGAGCAGGUCCAAGUCCCUAGCCCGGCUCCUGAUGAGAAGGCUCUUCCCGCCCCAGAGACCGUCAAGCUCCCCAUUGACGAGGAUCUGGAUUUGCUACCUGCUUUGCCUGAGUCUCCGACCACCGAGAGUGCUGUGCCUGUGGCGGCUUUGCCGGUGUCCGUUCCUGAAGUUUCCGAGGCUUCUGAUCUCACAGAGGCGUCCAAGGCGGUUGAAGUCGAGGUCCCAGCUGCUGUAUCCGUCCCAGCUGAACAGGUUCUUCGUGCCCCUGCCCCCGAGGCAGUCAAGCUUCCCGUUGAUGAUGACCUGGAUCUUCUUCCUGCUUUGCCCGAGUCCCCGAUAACCGAGUCUGCUGUGCCUGUCUCUUUGCCAGCAGUUGCCCCGGAGGUUGUUGAGGAGGCUCCGGCUGCUGAUAUCCCUGAAGCGGUUGAGGUUCCCAAGGCUAUUGAGGUCCCCGCUCCGGUUGAGAGAGAUCUUCAUCUUCCUUCUCCAGAGACCAUCAAGCUCCCCAUGGACGAAGACUUGGAUCUCCUCCCAGCUCUACCGGAGAGUGGCCCUUCUUCACCUACUCUUCCUGAGCCAGACUCACCUGUCUCCGUUGUCAAGUCCGAGCUGGAAGCUGUAUCCGCCCCGGUGGAGGAAGCCAUCCCUGCCUUGGAGACCGUCAAGAUCCCAGAGGACAUCGAGCUUCCUCUUCCUGUUGAUGAGGAUCUGGAUUUACUUCCAGCUCUGCCUGACUCUCCGGCAGUCGAGACUACGCCUUCUUUCUCAGUCCCGGCACCCGAAAUUGAAGAGACCUCGAAGGCUAUCGAGACACCGCAGACCAUUGAAGUCCCGGUUUCUGUCGCUCCAGCUCCCGAGACUGUCUCGCUACCGGUCGAUGAGGAUCUCGAUCUUCUGCCUGCGCUCCCGGACAGUCUUACUACUUCCCCGACAACUGAGACUAUGCCAUCCCUGCCUUUCGUGGAGGAAGUAGUUGAGGAGACGUCGAAGGCCGUUGAGCGUGAGGUCCCGGUUCCGGAAAACAUCAAGCUUCCAGUCGAUGAAGAUCUCGAUCUCCUCCCCGCUCUACCAGACAGCAUCGCUACCUCUCCGACGGUCGAGGCUGCCCCAUCUCUACCUGUUCUGGCCCCCGAAGUUGCAGACGCGCCCAAGGAGAUACAGGUUACUCCCGAGACCAUCACACUGCCGGUUGACGAGGAUCUUGAUCUCCUGCCCGCACUUCCUGCAAGUGGCAAUACUUCCCCAGAGAGAAGCACUUCUCCCAUUCUCGAGAAGGCCGCCUCGCCUGUCAUUAUUCCUGAGCCCGAGACAGUAGCGCUACCUGUUGACGAAGACUUGGACUUGCUUCCCGCGCUUCCUGAAAGCAGUCCGGCGUCACCCACGAAGGAACAUGCCUCUCUCGCUACAUCGCCGUUUAUUGCUCCUGCCGUUGAGAGGGAGAUAGAUAACGAGGCUGAGCUUGUUUCGGAAGUUAGCCGUGAAUUGGAGGUACCCAAGGAGCCUAUGCCUGAGCCGGAGACCAUUUCAUUGCCGGUUGACGAAGACUUGGACCUUUUGCCCGCUCUCCCGGAGAGUGCUCCUGCUUCGCCUACUAAGGAGCAUGCUUCACUUGCUACUUCACCGGUCGCUUCCCCUGCGCUUCUCAAAGAAAUUGAGCCUGAGGCUGUCUCAUUACCGGUUGACGAAGAUUUGGACCUCCUACCUGCUCUUCCCGAGAGCGGUCCAGCUUCUCCGGCAUUGGAGUAUGUUUCCCGUUCCGCUUCUCCAGUGGCUCACGUGCUCGAGAAGGAGCCUGUUUCUGAGGCUAUCUCUGAGACUGUCCGUGAAAUUGUCCCUGAGCCCGAGAAUGUAGCACUUCCUGUGGAUCAAGAUUUGGAUUUACUUCCUGCUCUUCCUGAGAGUGGCCCUGCUUCGCCUACUAAGGAAUAUGCUUCCCUUGCUACCUCGCCGGUUAUUGAAGCGGUCGUCGAAAAGGAUUUUGUCCCGAGUGUCAUUUCCGAGGUCGUGCCUGAACUCUUGCCGCUCCCGGUUGAUCAAGACUUGGAUCUUCUUCCGGCCCUGCCUGAGAGUGGGCCUGCCUCACCUACCAAGGAACACGCUUCGCUUGCCACUUCCCCGGUUAUUGAAGCAGUCGUUGAGCCCAUCAUCGAAAAGGAGCAUGCUGUUGAGACCAUUCCUGAGGUUGAGGUUAUCCCCGAGCUUCUACCACUUCCGGUAAACGAGGACUUGGACCUCCUCCCAGCCCUCCCAGCAAGUGCUCCUGCCUCACCUACUAAGGAGCUUGCUUUCCCGGUCUCUUCUCCGGUUGAAAUCCCCGAAUCUGCUCCCGAGGUUAUUCCCGAGGACGUUUCAAAGGCCCUCCCACUUGAAGUUGUUCCUGAACUCCUGCCACUCCCGACCGACCAGGAUUUAGAUCUUCUCCCCGCUCUUCCUGAGAGUGGUCCCAGCUCCCCUGUGUCAAGGGAGUUUGCAACGCCUGUGGCCCAGCUCAAGGAUAUUUCAGUCGACAAAGAGAUUGACGAGCCAUCCAAAGACUCGGAGGACGGCUUGUCAAUCACCAUCCCCGAACCCGAGUCCGUGCCGCUUCCAGCUGAGUCUGAUGAUGGUCUCUGGGCCUUGCCUUCCCUGCCCGAGAGCCGCGCCGGUUCGGGAUACGCUUCACCUGUCACCGCUACUAUUCCGAGUGUUCAUGAGGUUGAAGAGGUCUCAUCACCCGUCAAGGCCAUCGAAGAGACUUCCGAGCUACCCAUCUCCGUCAGCCCCGAGACUGUCCGCCUGCCAUCUGACGACGGUCUUUGGGCCAUGCCUUCUUUGCCUGAAAGCCGCGAGGGAUCAGGAUACGCUUCGCCAGUUGCGGCAAUGCCUACUCUGGGUGUUGAGCCGCCCAUGCGGGAUCUUGACGAGUACUUCCCUGUGCUGGAUACCUUGCCUCAACUGCCCGCUGAUGAGGAUCUCGAUCUCUUACCUGCUCUACCCGAUAGCCCUGCUCUACCCGAUAGCCGUAGCGAGUCUCCUGAAAUUGCUCAGCCCUCGACGCCGAAGGUUGAACAAGCCGUCAGCGACCAAAUCGACAAGGCUGUCAAUAUCCCAGCCAUUGAGCGCAGUCUCCCAGACCCGGAAUCGGUCUCUUUGCCUGUGGAUGAAGAUCUUGAGCUCCUACCUGAGCUUCCGGAGAGUAGGAACGAGUCGCCUGAGCCGCAACCUGAGACUAUCCCAGUUGUUAUUCAUGAGCAAUCUGAAGAGGAGAAGGAGCGGGAUUUGUCCAAGUUGCCAGCUCUGCCUGUUGAUGAGGAUUUGGAUGUCUUGCCCGCGCUGCCUGAGAGCAGAAAUGAUUCUCCUGAGCCCGAGCCUUCUUCAUUGCCCAAGGCUGUUUCUCCAGAGCUUCUACCUCUUCCCACUGACGAAGACUUGGAUCUUCUUCCUGAACUGCCGGAGAGCCGGGGCAGUACUCCCGACCAAGAGUCUGCAUUGCCUGUCGUUGCACCACGAUCUCCGGUUGUUGAGGAAGCUGUCAAGGAUGUCACCCAAGUCCCUGGUGCCGAAGAGGACCUCUCGCAGUUGCCGGCUCUGCCCUUCGACGAAGAUCUGGAUAUCCUUCCUGCCUUGCCAGACUCCCCUGCAGUUGACAACUUCCCUGAAGAGGAGGCCACCCAGGCCAGCCAGCUACUCGAGGAGGUGUUCACACAGCCUGCUUGGGAAGAGACGCAACCCACUCAACUGUCCGACAUGGUGUCCAAAGAUCUCUCUGACUUACCAGCACUUCCUGAAAGCAGAAGCGGCACGCCGCUCUCUGACUUACCAGCACUUCCAGAGAGCCGGUCGAGCAGCCGUUCUGAGGACAUGGAGACGGCUCCUAGUCUCGAGGACCCCUCGGAACUCCCGCCACUGCCAGAAAGCAGGGAAGAUUCUCCUGAACCAAAGUCGCCGUUGCCUGUUCUUGAUGCCCAGCCAGCUCCGGAGUCACUUGCCAAGCAGAUUGCGCCUGGUCAACCAUGGAAUGACGGCGAAAGUCAAGGUACGGAAAACACGGUUAAUAAAAAUUUGAACAAAGCUGACAUUGGUUCUACAGAAGAAGCCAUGCCUACCUCUAACGAUAUUAUCGUAGGCCACGUCCGCCGCGACUCUUCCGAAGCCGCCCACCCAGGUGACAUCUACGAAAAGCCAUCCUCCCAUAACCAAGCCAAGUCCCCCAUGCUUAUCGGCAACAAUGACCCCAACGAGAUUGACUACAAGCUAGCUGAGACCAUCUACGAGGACAUGUGCGAGGACGACGCUUCUACGGUGGCUGCAUCAGACGCUCCCAGCUUUUUGUCCGGCGCAAAUGCGGAACAGAAGGAGCAGAUUGCUAAAGCCCUAGCGGGUGACUCCGAGGCUACUUCUAGCUUGAGCCCGGAGAGCUCCUUCAGGGUGUUGCAGUAUCUGAAGAAGAGGGAUGCGGCGAUGAAGCAGGGACAAGUGUAUGAGGAGCCUGACGAGGUUGUUGUGCCUGGACCUUCGUCGCAGUAUGAGGACGAAGAGGAGCAAAUUCCACAGGAGAUUGAGGAUGCGCUCGAAUCUACUGAAGAGCAGAGCAAGAAGGCCAAGGGAGUAUCGUUCGUGUCCCCAGAGGCUUCCGAAUCUGAGCCUACUCCUACCGAGAAGCCCAACGUUCUCGAAGACGCACCUGCCGAUGAAGACAUCACAUCUGACCAAAGCACCCCUCGCCAAGAGCUCAGGAUCGGCAUUCCAGGCCCAAGCUCCAGGGUAGCCAACCUCGAAGCGGUCAACGAUGAGCUCGAGAAUAUUCCUGAUACCGAAGCCCAAAAAGAAGAAGCUUCCAAGGCUUCGACCGACAAAGACAAUCACACCGAGUCUCCAUCGAGUCAGGAGUCCAGCGGUGAACCCCAGCUCGCCAAUGCCAAUCAAGAAGGCUCCAUCCUCGGAGGCGGUCUCGUCGCUGAGCCUGAGCGUCAGCGGCCAAUGAGAGUAUCCAGCCCCGACGACCAGUGGGGCACUCUUGGUGACCUGGACGACUUGGAUGACGAAGAUGACGAUGUCAGCGAAUACUCACCCGGCGGUACAUUAAUGAAGAGGCACUCGCUGACUAGAUUGCCGACGUUCCCUGGUGUCACGGCUUUCUUGGGCAGGAACUUGAGUAGGAGCAAUUCGGGGCCGAGUCCGUCGGAUGUGCCGGUGCAGGACGAGAGGGAUUAUUAUUCUAGUGAUGAAAGGGAGAUGUUGGGUGAUGAGCAGCAGGAUUUGUUAGGGGAUGAGUUGGAGAAGCGGUUGGAGGAGAUGAAGAUGGAUGAGGAGGAUGAGGAUGAGAAGACUGAUGAGAAGACUGAGGAUGUUGAGGGUGCUGAUGAGUCGCAGACCGUGCCCGAACCGGAGAUAACCUCUGAGGAACCAACGGAGACUGCCAGUCAGGACGAGGAUGCGAAUGCGACAAUUGCCGUUGAGCGCGAACCGGAGACAGAGACCCCCACGACCAAACACGACGAGGCCACCACUGCCGAUGGAAAGCAAACGGCUACAAACGGAUUGGAUGAAGACGGCUCUGUGACACCCACUCCGCAACAGCAUGUCUCUGAUGACCACCAAGGCGUCCAGACUGCCCCAUGUGAGAGCGGCAACACCACUGAAUUGCCGACAAGUGGUGCUGAGCAGCCAAUCAACACUCAAACGGAGACUCCCAAGGAUAUGCAACCUGCAGAAAAUCCCGUUCCCGUUCCUGUUGAGGGUGAAUCCCAGACCGAUGAUAAAGACAAGCCUGAGGAGCCAAAGACAGACGAUCAAGCAGCUACAGCAUCGCCAGAUCUAGCCUCGCCGACAUCAGAGACACUCACGCCUAGACUGCUGAGACUGUCAACUGCCAAGAAGGAAAAGAUCAAGGCCGGCAAGAUGUCCAACCCAGCGUCACCUACCACGGGCGCAGGCUGGGGCAUUGCCAGCCCUCCCAGUAUGAGCUUAGACAAGGCCCUCGAAGCCGCUGACCCGUUCGCAGAUGGAGAGUUCGAACGGCGCAUGAGAACUGUCAGUGCGAACAGAGAAGCUGAGCGCUCAGCCAAGAUCGCCGAGAAGGAAAAGCUCGAACGGGCGCUCUUUUUGCAACGCAGGUCUACCUUUGACGGUCGCAAUUCACCGACAUCUUCGCAUACCAGUGUUCUUGGCUCGACUUCUUCAGUGGGCGCAGAUGCUGGUUCAAACGCAGAGGAGAGACCGGCUUGGGCGCUCAAGAGGGCAAGCACAGAUAGGGCUGAGAAGAAGAAGAAGCUGGCUGCUGAGAAAAAGAGGAGCAAGAAGUCUGAUUGGCCAGAUGCCUGGCCGGAGGACUUUGAUGAAGAGGCUACGAUGCCACAGGAGCCCGGGCAUCCGAGCAUGUGGCCCGAGUUGCACGGGAGAGCGUCGCCGAGCCCGAUUAGAGGCCGAAGUGGUUACAGGACGCCGACGCCGCUUGGGCAGUACAUCGAGGUGGACUCAUCACGUUCACGAUACAACAACAUGUCUGAUCCCUUCACUACCGACGGUGGACCUAAGGAUAUUCCUCCCCCUGAACCCAUCCCUGAGGUGCCUUCGAAGCCCAUUCCUGAUGUUGGCUCCGACACUGCUACUCCCUUCUCGGAAACCAACAAGGAGCUUGGUGGUACUAUCAAGGCCUCUGGCAAGAAGGGCCGCAAGAGAAGAAGCUCGUCUCUUGCUGUCGCUACCGAUAAGGAAGAGGACGCCGAUGCCAACAACUCCGAGGCCGAACAAGGUGACUUGGACACUCAACCCUCCGGCAGUGCGCCCGGCAACAAGUCCAAGAAGAACAGAAGAGGACGGAAGGGCAAGGGCAAAGCAACGGAUUCCUCCCCUGCCGCUAAUGCUGAGGACGCCGAGGGCCAGGAGGCCUCGGAUGGUGAUGAGGAGCCCUCUUCUGGCAAUGCGCAAGACGCCAAUGCUGGCGCUGCCGGCGAUGCGUCAGGCAAGAAGAAGAGGAAGAAGAACAAGAAGAAGGGAUCCCAGGCUUCUUCCGGUCUUAUGAGCCCGCCUCUGGAGCCGAACCCUGAGGUUGCCCAGCUCACAGCUCAGCUUGCUCAGCUAACCGAUCUGGUUCAGCAACUGGUUGUCGACAAGACCAGAAGUGCCUCGGCGGACCCGGCGACUCAAGGUCGCAGCAGGCAAAGCUCUGGCGUUACUAAGAGUAACCCAAAGAUUCGCAGGACAUCCUCCGGAGGUGGUGGCGAUGGCGAGGCUCUCUACGACAGCGACGGCUCAAUCCACGACGAAGACGAAGAACCCGAUGACGACGCCGAGACGGCAGCAGCGGACGAGACGACCAAGGCGAAGCGCUUCAUGGGCGUGCCUUACCGACGCGGCAGCAAGUCCAAGUCAGACAAGGGCGAAAAGGGCGACAAGGCCAAAGACAAGCAUCAACAACAACUGACAACGAACGCACUCAACAAGAGCUCUUCGCAAUCGACAACGUCAACGUCAUCAAAAAUGAAUCUCGGGAUUCCGAAGCUGGGGUUGAAUUCGCUCUUGGGCAGCAAAUCGUCAUCGGGCCCCAAGGAGAUGAGCACGCAGACGAGCAGCCCGGAGCCGAGCCCGCGGAACAGCUUCAGCAAGGACGGGGAGGAGGAAGUCCCGGCCGAGGACAGACCGCCGGACCCGUCGAAGUAUCCGCCGUCAGCCAGCAAGCCGGUCAAGAGCAAGGUGCGCCGAGCGAUGAGCGGCUUGUCGAGGACGAGGGGCGCGCCCAGUCUGGAACAGAUCCCCGAGACGGAGUUCGAGGACUCGGAUCUGGAGGACGGAGCGACGUCGCCCCAGCCGAAACCGGGGAUGCUGAAUCGCGCCAUGACGGGCAUGAGUCUGGACAAGCUGGAUUUCAGGAAGCCGAGGUCGGCGUCGGCGGGAGGGGAGACGGAUCGCAGACCCGCGACGGCGACGGACGCGGAGUCGAUCAAUCAGGAUACUGCAUCGAUUACGCAACCGAAAGCGUCGGCUAUGAUGAAGAGGGCGUUUUCGGGGAUGAUUCCGGGAGCGUCGAAGCCAGGAGCCAGCUUGGAUCAGUCCGAGACGGAGUCGAUUUCCUCAGUCAGGCCGAGCAUGAUGAAGAGAGCCAUGACGGGAAUGAUUCCGGGAGCGUCGAAGCCAAGGUCGAGCAUGGACUCAACGGCAGAGCACUCGGGCGAGCGCAAGAUGAGCAUGGGCUCGGCGUUCAAGAACUUCAGCAUGGGCGGCAAGUCACGGGAACCGUCGAGGACACGGGAGCCGAUCAGUCGGGGACCGAGCAUCGAUCUGGGUCCGCGGGAGACGGACAGCGCGGAAAUCAGUCCGAACGAGAGCCCAGCGUUGAGACCGGAAGUGUCGCCGGAUCCGCACCCACAGCCGAAGCCGGGAAUGAUGAAGCGCGCAUUGACGGGCAUGAAUCCAGCCGCCUCACGACCGGAUAUGGGGGAGCGCCGCGAAUCGGAGCCGGUACUCGAAAAGGAGAAGCACAAGACUCUCGACCGGCUGACGUUCGGUAUGAUGUCAAGGUCUCACUCGACAUCAACGGGCAUGGGUACGCAGACUCCGGAGUCGGGGUUCAACAGCGCCGAACAGGACCUACUGGAGCCAUCGAGACCGGGAUCUGGGUCGGGGUCUGGAUCAAGCUCGAUCCAUCACCACCAGCAGCAGCAAUCAUCGGAAAAGAGCAAGACCAACAAGACGAUGAAGAUGCUGGGCUUGGGCGCCUUCACGAAGAAGGACAAGAACCCGGAGUUGGUCGAGACGCCGCCGGAGGUGAGCAGGCCCGGUUCGUCCGGGUCGCAUCAGACCACGGCCGCCAAGCCCAGCCGGUUGGAUCGGACGAUCUCCGGGAUGAGUCUGAGCAGGCCAAGGAAGUUAAGCCAAGAGACCCCUCCCCUGGACGCGGACUCGAGACCGGGGACUGGAUCGUCAAUGCAGCCGCCACAGCAGCCGCAGUUCCCGGUGAGACCGGACCCCAGCCCGGCGCCCAAGUCGAGAAUGGCCAGCUUCAACAAGGUCAUGACGCUGGGGCUGAUCAAGGACAAGUCCGACAAGACUCCUACGCCCAGUCACCACGAACCGGAGACAGUGACGCAGACGCCCAUGGAAUCGUCAGCCAGCGCGCACUCGAACGGGUCGAGGCCGACGAGCUGGAACAGCAAUCAGUUCCCCGAGAACCCGGUACUAGAGGGCAAGCCGAGCAAGCCGCAGACGAGGAUGGGAAGAGCGAUGUCAGCUUUGAGCAUUCCGACAAGCAGGAGCAGUGUAUCCCAGGAGAGACCGGCAAGCUCGUACCCGGAGACAACAACCAGUACCAACUUGACGGAACCGACGGACUUGACGGAUUCGCACUCGCAUCACAGCCAUCAGUCGAAUCAGACGGCCACCACGGUGACAGACAAGAAGGAAAAGUCAAAGAUGUCCUUCAAGAGCGUCGUAACCCUGGGUAUGGCGAGCAGCAAUCGGUCGUCGAGCAGUCGGAGACAGAGCGUCGAGCAUUCGUCCCAGACGCAGACGCAGCCGCCGCCGCCAGCGAUGCCGAAGCUGGAACUGCCCAGCUUUGGACUGGGAGACUCCCUACUGGGAUCGCCACCGGGGACAUCAUCGGGUCUUCCGCCUGCGGGAGGGUCGAUAUCAGCGCCGGGAACCUCGUACGGGUUUCCGAACAUGGAGACACCGUCGGAGAGAAUGGAGAGACAGGAGAGACAGAACAGAGAUCCGGAGACGGCGAGCAUGAUGAACCAGCCCAAACCGGGGAUGUUGUCAAGGACGAAGACGGCGAUGAGUAUUGGGAGUCGCAAGGAUUUCAGGGACGAUGGGGGGGAAGUAGACGAAAAGAAGGAGAAGAAGGUGAUGAGCACGAGCGCCAAGGCGAACUGGAAUCGGGCGCUGAUGGGUACGAAGGGGAUGGGGAAGAUGGGCAUGGGCGGCAUGUUUGGGAAGAAGAAGGACAAGGAGAAGGACAGGAGCGGUUUUGGGGUGAAGACUGAAGUUGAGGAGUUCACGGUGAGCCCUGAAGACGUGGAACUACCUGCUUCGCCUGCAGUCAAUCCUGAAGAGGUAGAACUUCCACCCUCUCCUUCGGUUCUCUCUGAUGCUGGGGAACUCACCGAAGCCGAGAUCAAGCCAAUUGAGCGGGACUUCGACCGGCAGCUUGAGAAAGACAAGGAGCUACGCAACCCUCAAGAGAUCGAACUCGCACCUUCUCCUUCAGCUGUGUCUGGCACAGAGAAGCUUACUACCGAAGCCGAUAUCAAGCCAAUUGAACAUAUCAUCAGUCAGCAAUUAUUCCAAAACGACAUAGAGCUUCCAUCUUCACAUGCAGUCAAUCCUGAAGUUGUUAAGCUUCCCGCCUCCCCUUCACCUUCAGCUAUGUCUGACGCUAUGUCUGACGCCGGGGAGCUCGCCGAAGGCGAAAAUGAGCCAAUUGAACAAAGCUUCAGUCAGCAAUCUCCCAAAGACACAAAAAUUCCUUCUUCUCCCAUAAUGAACCCUGAAGAAGUCGAACUUCCGGCCUCUCCCUCAACCCUAUCAGAUGCUGGGGAUCUCAUCGAAUCCGAGCCGGUGGUUGAACAAGCCAAGCAGAUCGUGGAGCCGCUUUCACCGGCCACCACUGACCGGGACCUUGACAAGGAAAACAAACCGUUCAUUGGGCAGCAAUCUGACAUCCCACUUUCCACGCCUGAGGCUCAGGAACCCGGCGACGUGGAACUGUCAAGACUGGUGCCAACUUCUGAGGCUAACAACCUUCCCUCUUCCCCACUUCCUAGUUGUUCUUCCCGCUCUUCCAUGUCUGCUUCUGAAGAGCUUCUACCUUCCUCUCCUAACCUUAUUCCAACUGCUACUAUUGCUACCUCUACCGCCCCUACUGCCGCCCCUACCGCUGCCACUGCCACUGCUGCCACUACAACCGCUAUCACUACAACCGCUGCUGCUGUUCACGUUACCGCUUCCGAGGCUACCGAGGCUACCCAAGCUACUACCCACGAGCAUGCCCCGUCACAACGCGCGGCUGCUCGUUCUUCUUCUCCUUCUUCACUUAGAAUGACCGAGCCUGAAGAAGUGGAGCUUCCUCCAUCUCCUUCACCGGCGCCGCCGCACACUGCGCCUAGGCCUGAGGAGGUGGAGUUGCCGGCUUCGCCUGUUGCUGUCAAUGAGACUCCUCAACAUGAACACAGCACUGAAGAUAUCGACGUCGACACCAAGCCUGCACCUGAGGCUACCUUUCAACACGACAAUGUCGACGUUGACACUCAUUCACCCGAACUAAGCCUAGACCAACAUGACCAGCAUGACCAGCACCCUAUCUCCGAGGUCAGACCCACUGAUGUCCAACUGCCGCCCUCACCGAAGGUUACCCCUGACGAAGUGGAGCUCGAUGCUUCCCCUGACUCGGAAUCCACACCUAUCAUCGACGACCUUCAGCUGCCUUCUUCUCAUGACGAACAUGAGCUUCCUCAAUCUCAAUCACCCAAGGUCGCUGUCGAGCCCAUGUCUCUUCAUGAGCUUCCAUCUUCCUCAGAGGUACAGGUUCUAAUGGCUGUCCCAAGCUCCCCGGACAUGCCAACAUUGCCAGAGACUAAACCCGAGGACGUGGAACUGCCGUCCUCGCCUUCUGAUGCCGAGCCUCAAGAGGAGCUUCAAAAUGUCACCGAGCUUCAUGAAGAUGCGGGUUCACCUGCUAUCAUUCCCCAACAUGUAAAGAUUCCGACUUCCCCUGAGCAGCGCCCGGCUUCCCCUCCCCUGGAGGUUGAAGCUUCUAAUUCUGAGCUCCCAACUGCUGUUACUGAGCCUGAGCUUUCUGGAGUAGAAGAUCUUCCGUCCCUGUCGAAGCAGAAGACACUAGCCGAAGAGUUGGAAGAGCUCGAUGGUUCUGGUUCUCCUGAGCUUUCGCGUUCUCCUUCUCCUGCUGUUUACGCCCAACAUGCGGAGCUUCCAUCCUCACCAGCGCAAAAUACACUAGCCGAAGAAUUAGAAGACCUCUCUGACUCUGAUGAGCUUUCGCGUUCUCCUUCUCCUGCAGCUGACGUUCAAGGAGCCCAAGUCCCAUCUUUCACCGAACUUCCUAAGGAUGCAGACCUCCCACCAUCUUCCCAUUCUUCGCCUAUGGUCGCACCUAAGGACAUAGAGCUCACAGGCUCCCCUGCCCCUGAGCUUGCGCUUUCACCCUCUCCUGAGCCGGAAACCGAUAAUCAAGAUAAGGAGGACCAUCCAGUCACUACUGAGCCCCACGAAACCGCCGCCAAUGUCACAUUCUCAACUUCGACCUCGCCCAAGGCCUCACCGAAGGUCAGACCCGAAAACAUCGCACUUCCGCCUUCCCCACAGCUCCUCCCUUCGCCUAAUAUCGUACCCGGCUAUCAAUUCUCGCCUGAGCCCAUCUCUGAUGAUGAGGGGCUGCCACUUUCACCUGAGGAUGAGUUUAUGGAUGAUGACGGGUCGCCGGUUGAUGUUGAGCAAUAUGAACGGAGCUUUAGUGAUGAUCCCCAGGAGGGGUUCGCGUCCUCGCCUGAGGGUGAGGAUGAGCACAGGGAAGUCCAGCACUCUCCUGAAGUUUCACCCACCGUUGAGCUAGCUGAAGACGUAGAACCUUCGCGUUUUUCUUCACCCGCAUCGUCGCCAAGAAUCUCACCAGCGGAAGUGGAACUCCCUGCCUCUCCUGUGGACGAGGUUGCACCGGAAGCUAUCGAGUCGCCAUCUUCACCCAAGUUCCCUGCUUCGUCCCCUUCGCCCAAGAGCACGCCUGAUGACGCGGUUCUUUCGCUUGCGCCUGAGGCGGCACUGGAUUUCACGCCUUCUUCACCUCUGGAACGCUCGGUUCCUUCGACUAAGGAUACUGCAUUCGAAGAGAGGACCGUUUCACCUGCACCCGAGAAGGAAUCAGCAUCGUCGCCCGAGGUCACACCGGCGCACAUCGAGCUCCCAGCUACUACUACCGAGCAGGAGAUCACCUCCGAGAAUAUCGAGCUUCUGUCUUCGGAUAAGAGCACACCCCGUGACGCGGUCCUUUCGCCUGCACCUGAGGUGGAAACCGUCGAAUUUGCGCCGUCGUCCGAGGUGCAAGGCCCAGCUUCGCCCAAGAUUUCAUCCCAGGACGUGGGAUUGCCAAAGUCGCUUUUGCCUGAAGCCGAACAUGAAGAGAUGGAGCUUCCGAUUACGACUGCACAGCUGCCUGAAGAUGUUGAGCUGCUACAGUCGCCUUCCGAGACCGAGUCCAAAGACCUUCCGAUUACCACUGAGAUUUCUACUGGCCACGAGCUCCCGACUUCCACUUCGCCAAAGUUCUCACCCGAAAACGUGGAACUCCCAAUGUCGCCUGAGGUUGAAGUCCAGCACGUGGAAUUCCCGACCCCAGCCAACGAAGUCACCCGGAGCCUUGGCGAUCAAGAGGUCUCACCUUCGCCAAAGAUUGCGCCUGCGGACAUCGAACUCCCGACCUCGCCUGUAAAAGAAAUCACACCCGCGUCUGAAGAACUCCCCAGCUCUCCCGAAAACCAGGUCCUAGACUCACCCAAGACAAUUUCUGGAGACUCUGGUUUGCCCGAGUCGCGUUUGAUGGAAGCGGAAGUUGAGGAGAUGGACCUUCCAACAGCUGCUGAGCAGGAUGACCAAAGCUUCGGCGAACAAUCUGACGAUGAUUUUGAAGCUGCGGUUUCGCCUAAGAUUGUCCCCGAGGAGGUAGAGCUUCCGCGCUCGCCUUCGUCUGUGGAGGACUUGGAUGUUGAUGAGCUUCAGCAUUUGCAUUCUCGUCAGAUUAUCCCGCCGGGUCUUCAUCGCGCGGCUUCGCCUCAUAUUGUUCCCGAGGAAGUCGAGCUUCCGCGCUCACCCUCGCCCGUGGGUGAGUUGGAUGUUACCGAGCUUCAACGGCUGCACUCGAGCCAGAUUCUUCCUCCGCAUAUUCAGCGUGCGGCUUCGCCCGAGACUGUUCCUGUGGAGGUUGUUGAACUUCCAGAAUCGCCUGUGGAGGAGAUCGUAUCUGAGGAGGUUCAAAUGCCGGCUUCGCCCACUGUUGUUCCUGAGGAGGUUGAGCUUCCAAUUUCAACAUCAUCCUCGCCCAAGAUCGCCCCCGAAGAGGUCGACAUUCCGCGCUCACCUUCGCCUGCGGAAGACUUGGAUGUUGCCCAGAUUCAACACUUACAUUCAACUCAGAUCAUUCCUCCCCAUCUUCAACGUUCCGUAUCGCCUACAGCCCAGGCCCAGGCUGUUCCCGAAGACAUUAAGCUCCCGUCUUCGCCGUUGGAGAAGUUUACACCUGAGGAGGUUGAACUUCCACAUUCACCUUCACCAGUGGAGGAGGAUUUGGACGUCGUUGAGAUGCAGCGUCAACACUCGGCUCAAAUCCUUCCUCUGUACGUCCAGCGUGUGGAUUCAACUUGGGGUGAGGUUGUUCCUGAGGAGGUUGAGCUUUCGACUUCGCCUCUGGAGGAGAUCACACCCGCGGAGGUUGUUGAGCUUCCACAAUCGCCAUCACCCGUCGAAGAAGAAUCGGAUGGUUCUGAGCUUCAGCCAUCAGUCUCGCAUCAGUUCGUGCCCGAGGACAUUGAACUUCCAGCUUCUGAGCCCGCCUCGCCCAAGAUCACACCCGAGGAAAUUGAGGUUCCACGCUCGCCGUCGCCUUUCGACGAGUCCAAGAUUGCCGAGCUUCAACAUCUGCAUUCGGCCCAGAUCAUUCCCAGGAACAUCCAACAUACGGCUUCGUCUUCCGGCUCGCCAAAGAUCACACCGGAGGAAGUCGAACUCCCUGCUUCGCCUAUGGAGGAAUUGGACGUUGAUGAGCUUCAGCAAUUCCAUUCUAGCCAGAUCAUACCUCCGCAUAUUGAGCGUCCGGCUUCGCCUUUAGCUGAGGUCGUUCCUGAGGAGGUCGAACUACCCGCUUCCCCGCAAAUUGUCCCGGAGGCAGUUGAAAUCCCCGCUUCGCCUUCGCUUCAAUCGUCGCCGAAGAUCGCACCUGAGGAGGUUGAACUUCCGACUUCGCCUGUUGCCGACGAACUGGACAUCGACCAGCUGCAACAUUUGCACUCGCGCCAAAUCAUCCCUCCGCAUAUCCAGCGUUCAGUCUCGUCUUCAGCUGACGUUCAACUUCCAACUUCACCCAAGAUCACUCCCAAAGACAUAGAGCUCCCGGUUUCGCCAGAAAUUGUACCUCAAGACAUCGAGCUUCUAGCUUCGCUAAUUGACGAGCUAGAACGAGCAGAACUUUCCAUCCUUACUAGGGAAGCUGAGCCCAGCGUUGAUCAGCAACUCGAUGGCUUGGAGGAGCACGAGGAUGCUAGGAGUGCCGCUUUCGAACUCCCGUCCUCACCUGACCUCAAGCCUGAAGAGUUCCAGCCUGAAGAGUUGGAACUGCCUCUUUCGCCUGCUAUGAAGCCCGAAGAGGUGGAAAUUCCUGCUUCUCCUCAGGUCGUUCCUGAAGAUGUUGAAUUGCCGGUUUCUCCUGUGGAUGAGUUGGACGACGAGCAGCUUCCAAAUGAGCGCAGCAUCAACUAUGAGCACGACAAUGUUCCUGAGGAAGGUAUGCUGGAGAGUGUCGCUAUUGAACUCCCCGCUUCACCCAUGACCAAGCCUGAGGAUCUCGAACUCCCCGCCUCGCCUGAGAUUGUUCCUGAAGAGGUCGAACUCCCGCCUUCUCCCACAGUUGAGUUGGACGACGAGCAGUUCCCAACUAUCGAGCCCGAACAGCCUGAACAGCCCAUUGAAGACAUGCAGACUCUCGAGAUUCCCGAAGACAUUCUGGAGACUGCCAAUAUCGAGCUCCCGUCCUCGCCCAUGACAAAGCCCGAGGAUGUCGAGCUUCCAGUCUCUCUUGAAGUCGUCCCCGAAGACGUGGAAUUGCCCCUUUCCCCUAUCGUCGAGUUGGAUCAUCAGCUUCCCAUUGAGCCUGUCAAUCUUGAGCUCACAUCUUCACCCAAAGCUAAGUCCGAAGACCUUGAGCUGCCUCCUUCGCCUGAAAUUGUCCCCGAAGAGGUGGAGCUUCCCGCCUCUCCCGUGGUUGAGCUGGCAGAUGAACAGCUACCAGUCGAGCCCGAGCAAUUUACUCGGGGCAUCGAAGUCCUCGACGAGGAUAUCCUGGAGCGUGCUGAUAUCGAACUCCCCUCCUCGCCAAUUGUCAAGCCCGAAGACUUGGAGCUUCCUGCUUCCCCUGAAGUUCGUGCUCAAGAUGUUGAACUUCCUCCUUCGCCUGUCACCUUACCCGAAGAUGUGGAACUUCCCCCUUCUCCAGUGGUUGAGUUGGAAGAUGAGCAGCUUCUGGUUGAGCCUAUCGAUCUUUCCGAGGUUCAAGAGGACCAAGGCGAAGAGCAGCUUGACAAGGACACUGCUCCCGAAGAUUCGCCCGUCAUUGCACCUGAAGACGUCGAACUUUCUCAUUCGCCCGUCCUUCUACCCAAAGACGUGGAGCUUCCGGCUUCACCUGCGACGGAAUCUGAGCCAGAACCAAUUGAGCCUGUCCGACAGAGCUUCGACUCGGACCUCUUCUACGAUGCUGUUGAGGGCAAGGGCAAACAACCCGCAACCGCUGCUGAGGAACUAACACAACAGGGCGAUGCUGCAAAGACCAGUCCGGCGCAGAAAUGGGAAGUAGUCGACAAUGUCGACGAUGUUGACGACCUUGACUCUAUUGACGGUGUCGAUUCAGAAGUCUCGGAAGACGGCCUACUCACGGAGGCUCCAACAAGUAAGCAACCGAACCAAGAAAAACCAAACCGAGAACGAGAAGAGGUGGCUGCUGCGAUCGAGCGAUCGGAAGAUGAUGCCCCCAUCAUACCUCGAGACCCUUCAACUACUACUACUACUACUGGCGACGGACAUCAUGCUGACAUUCUCAGCCGCGAAGCAGGCACCAAUGUGGACCUUCGUCGGUCGGCUGGUGGGUCGCCAGUUCCAACUUCCACGUCGAUAGCAGCAGCCGCCGCCGCAGCAGGAGCAGCAGCACUCGCUGCGGCCGCCGUGAAUGAGCUCCUUACAACAAAAGACGAUGAACCGGAACUGAGAGAUACCGUUGAAGUCCACCCCGCCGUCAAGGGUGCCAUCAAUAGAGGCUUCGAUGAGUGCGACUAUGCCACUGCCCUUUCUCCCACCACGGUCGGCCUGGGUCUCAUUGAGGAUGCCCCCAUGGAUCUGUAUCCUAUGGAUGGGCCCUCUCCCAAGCUUCUCUCCGCUUCCACAUUUCCUCUAGAGGAAGCUGGAGAUGAUGGCGGCGAUUACUUCAAUAACGUCGAGUUGCCCGAAGGUGCUAUGUUCGAGGAACUUCCUUCCGAAGCUGAAGAGCCUACUCACGAGCACGCUAGCCACUUUACUCAUGACCCGCCCUCCGAGCCCGAGGAGCACGAAGUCAAGAAACCUCGGAAGUCAGUCGACGAAACGCAAGGGCCUGAGACACUAUUCGCUCCACGCAAACCUGCGCCAUAUUCCUCAACAAGGGAGACACUAGUCAAAGAAUCUCCCAAGCCCGCUGCUCCGUCUCCUUCCGUCGAAGAGACACGUCAACCCCCUAAGCAGGCAGAGCCAGUCAGACACAAGCGAAUCAAGUCCACCGAGCCAGCACGCCUCAACAACGAGGCCCUCGCAGCAUCCCUCUCACCACCCGCCAAAUUCUCAACCAGAAACUCAUGGCCCACCGGAAAAGCCAAAGCGCUCGCCGCCUCCUUCCUCGAGUCUUCUUCCAUCAACCGUGGCUCCUCCCCCGUCACACCCCGCUUCCCGCCGUCGGCAUCCAUGCAACAGCCACCGGCUUCAGUUCUGCUCAAAGAACAAUCCCAGCGCCAGUCCCGCGAACUAGCAGCCAACUAUCUCGAGACUUUCGCCGACGACCGUAAAGUCCGAUCUAAAUCCCGACCUCGCAGCCACCCAUCUUUUUUAGGUCAUACGGCACCGGACGCCGCUAGGGUGCCGGUGCCGGUUGAUUUGGAUUCGCUGGGGGAGACUGUCAUUCCUGAGAAAGAAGAGCCGGCUAGUCCGCCCUCUGUUAGCUCGGUAGACUCGAUGGGGUCGCCGGGUGGACAUGGACGGGCACAGUCACAGGCACAGUCCAUGGCUUUGGAGCUGGCUGUGUCGUAUUUGGAUGAUGACGGGGAGGAUGUCGGUGCCGUGCCCAUGGUGGUUACCCCAGGAGUGGGAAUGGAGAUUACGCCUAGUCCUGAGAGUUCGCCUGAGUUGCAGCCGGAAGAGACAAGGGAGCGUGAGGCUGAGACUAAAGCUGAGGCUGCGCAAGAGCCUGAACCCGAGCCGGCAGAUGAACAUGAUACUUCCCUCGAGUGGGGACGAGGAAUGUCUUUGCCCAGUGUUGAAGUCCAGCCCGCUACGCCCGAGGCUGUGGUCGAAGAAGAAGAGGUUGAGUCUUUGUUCGAAAUUCCCGCGCAUGUGCAUGAGGUUGAGACUCUGUCGUCGGUGAUGGAGGAGUCGGAGCCUACUGAUGAGGAAGAGCCCGUUCCGGCGCCUGCACAAACUCACAGUCACGAGGCGCCCGUCAUUACCAAGUCUAAACAUGACGAGUGCUCUUCUCCCUCGCCUGAAUUCCCCGGGGAAUCUCAAGACACUCCAGCCGAUAUCGACGUUGCUGAACUCCAGCGAUUACAUCCAAGACAAGUCAUUCCGCCUAACCUACAGCGCCAGGUCUCACCCCCUCCCCAAAUCAAGCCCGAAGAGGUUGAGCUCCCGUCCUCGCCUGAAUUUCCCGAGCCCCAGUUGACGCACAUGACGAAGAAUCGUGCCCGUGGACCUAGGAGAAAGGCGCCGACUCAACACACUCCCGCCGUUAUCGACAUUGCUGAGCUCCAGCGGUUGCAUUCAAGACAAGUCAUACCGCCCAACCUACAGCGUCAGGUCCCACCCUCGCCCUCGCCCAAGACCGCACCCGAAGACAUUGAACUCCCUUCCUCGCCUGUCCUGAAACCGGAGGGUGUGGAGCUUCCUAGUUCCCCGAUGGAGGAAAUGAUCCCUGUUGUCGCCACGGGCUUGGUCGCUGCUGGACUCAUGCUUGCUUCCGAGGCUACGAAGCACCACGAUCCAUCCGAGGGAGAGGACUCCGCACCUGCUUCUCCAGCCGAAGAAGGCGAGAGACAUCUGGCUGACAAGUUCGAGGACUCGCACCGUCCUGCAUCGCCAGAUGUGUAUCCUGAGGAUAUUCAACUCCCUGCUUCCCCUGAGAUUAAGCCCCAGGAUAUUGAGCUUCCUGCUUCACCGCAGAUUUUGCCAGAGGUUGAGCUUCCUGCUUCACCUCGGAUUGUUCCUGAGGAGGUUGCGCUUCCUUCUUCGCCUGUCAAUGAACCUGAUGAGGUUGAGCUUCCUUCUUCGCCUGUCAAUGAACCUGAAGAUGUGGAGCUCGCCUCUGACUCUGACUCGGAGGUGGAGGCGGAGGAAAAGGACACGACGCCACUUGUUGAAGCUCAUGUCACAGAGCCUGAGGAGGUCGAACUACCAUCAUCUCCUGCCAUUGAACCCAAGGAUAUUGAGCUUCCUUCUUCGCCUGUCAACCAGCCCGAAGAUGCGGAGCUCGCUUUUGACUCUAACUCGGAGCCGGAGGAGGAAGGAAUGACGACGCCAGUUGUUGAAGCUCAUGUCCCAAGCCCCGAGGAGAUCGAACUACCAUGGUCUCCUGCGACUGAACCCAAGGAUAUCGAGCUUCCUUCUUCUCCUGUCGAACCUGAGGAUGUGGAGCUCGCCUCUGACUCUGACUCGGAGGCGGAGGAUGAAGACACAAGGCCCAUUCUUGAAGCUAAUGUCCCAAGCCCCGAGGAGGUCGAACUGCCUUCAUCUCCUGCAAUCGUACCUGAAGACAUCGAGCUUCCGUCUUCUCCUGCUGACGAAGCCCAAGAUAUCGAACUCCCUUCUACACCCGAGCCUGAGCAUAAGCAUGAGAUUGAACAUGAGCCUGAACAUAAGUUCCACUCCGAGCCUGAGCAAGAAACAACAACCCACCCCCUGUUUGACUCGGAACACGAAGAAGAAGAGGAAGAUGACUACGACCCACUAGCCGACCUCCUCCCCUCUCCCGAAAUAACUCCCCAACAACAUCACGAGCGCUACGAGCGGGAACUUCCCCAUCCGCAUCCGCUCAUGAUGCACCCCGUGGAUUACUCAGCCCCUUACCAACACGGGUAUGACGAAGCGGAGGAGGUUCACACUCCUGUUCAUACUGAAAAGGUUGAGUUUUGGCACUCGCCUGAGUUGAGGUAUCAUUGCUCGCCUGAACUGAGACCUGCCGAACAGGAAUUUGCGUCUUUCCCGGAGGUAAAUCCCGAGGAUGUGCAUCUGCCUCCUUCGCCUGAUUUUGGUGCGGAGGAGGAGUCACCGGUAGCAAGAGAACUGUCUCGUGAAGUCCCAGACGAAUGGGAGAGCGAAACAGGAAGUGAGAAUGAGGACGAUGAGGAGGAUUAUGAUCAAGAUGAUCAUGAUGAUGAACUUCAUGAAGUUCACCAAGCACAAAGCGUGGCAAUCGUCGCCGGCACCGUCGCCGUGCUUGGUGUCGCCGCCGUUGUGGCGAAUACUUUGAAGAAGGAUGAAGAAGAGGAGGAACGGGUAGAAGAAAGAGAUGAAGAGAGUGAGGCGACAGCAAGUGAUGACGAGACAGAAGAGAAGAGUGAGGAUGAAGACGACAAAGUCAAACCUGUCGCGGUCACGCGUGGUAAUGACAAGCGAGAAGACAGCGAGGAUGAAGAUUCGGAGUUUGAGGGGCGAGAUGAGAGGGAAGGAGGGUCUGGAGAUGACCACGAAGAUGAAGCAGAUGAAGAAGACGUGGAGGAUGUCCAUGGUGAGGAUGAAGCGGACACCAAGAGUCUGGCAAGCAAGCCUUCUUCUGAGGGUCUUCCUUCACCUGGUCUCGACCGCCAAGAUUCCGAGACCAUUCCCAAGGCCAUCAGGGAAGGAGCGCCGAUGCCGUGGGCAAUUCAAAGCAAGCGUCGGGAAGAAUCCCACUCGCCUCCCCCGGUCGUGCACGAACGCACGUUCUCCUUCCCUGACGACAUUGCGGAUGAGGAAGCGUUUACCGUUAGUCGCUCGAACACGGCGAUUGGAGGUGGUGGUGACACGAAGCAUGGGGAAGGUCCGGCAGGCAGUCACGCGACAUCGGAUCAAACUCAUCAACAUCAACAAACUCCCAGCGCGCCCAUGUCCACUAUUUCAGACUACGCACACUCCUACAACAGCCUACCGACGUUGCAGGAGGAAGAUUGGACGACGGAUGAAGACAGGAACCGGAACGACAAGGACGGCGCUAUCUCUGGUCUUUUCAGAUACGGGACUCCCAUCAUGGAUCCCAACCGUGAUAGUGGCUUCACCUUGGGGGCCAGGGGCUCGCCGCAGAUGCCACGGUACGCGGUCUUCAACGAGCAGUAUCAUCAGCAGCAACAAGAGCGACAUGCCCAGAUCAAGGAGGAGGAUCUGCGAGAGAGAGGGGUUGAUCUACGGGAUUUUGCCAAUAGCCCGUCUGCCGGCAGUGAUCGGACCGAGACUGGACCUUCGUCUCCUCUGAGAACUGCUGAGACUCCCAGGGUGCAGGAAUCAGCGCCUGAGAUUCUUGAGGUCAACAUGGAGGUCGUCAAGGAGCAGCAAGAAACACCGCAAGACAAAGCUGAGCAACACAUACCCAAAACCUUGCCAGGCCUUGGAGUCGCCAUGAGGCCAAGAGGCGCUUUCCGGAGCGUCUCCGACAUCAGCCAGCAGUUGCAAUCAGCACUUUCAGGCCAAUCACCAUCACCGGUUGCCCGGCCAAUCCCAUCCAACACUGGUGUCGCACGACUGCGCUCUCCCGAGCCGCUGAGUGCCAGCAACAACCUCAACUUGCGGCCUGAUAGUCCAGGCAGCAGCAUCAGCAGCCGGUCUCACACAAGCACUCCCCCACUCAGACGGACGGACAAGCGGGCCACUGGCAACCUGCGCUCCCUCUCCUUUGGCAGCCAACAGGAUCCCGCCGCCAAGUCAUUCCUUGGAUCACUUGCAGAAGAGGGAGAGCCCGAUCGAACUCCCUCGCGUGGACAACACAGUGACACCACCACCACCACCCGAUCGGGAUCGACGCCGGCGGCUGCCCCCCACCCAAACCAGGCCCCAGCCACCCCUAGUCCUCCCCGGCCCAACACUAGCAGGGCCACCAGCGCUAACGGUGCCGCUGCCCUGGCAUUGGGCACUACCACCAAAUCCAGCCCUGUCGCUGGUGACGACAACAACAACCUCGACAAAGACAAGCACAAACAAGCUGUGACAACGCCCCGGGCUCUUUUUGUCGCAUCUGCUACGCCCGUCGCCAAUGAAGGCCGCACCCGAUCUAAGGGGUCAAUGGAUGUGCCCGACGUUUAUGAUGGCUUAGGCGAAGGUCGCCUGGGCUCCCCGCGAUCGCCCGCCCGCCCGCCCAGCUUGCGCAAACGACACAGUGUCCAGCUUAAUGCGGAGCUCAAUGAUCUGGAAGCCAAAUUUGCCCAGUUGUUGGCCGAGAAUGCCGCGCUGCAAAAAGCCAAAAAUGACGCCGAAGCCGAACUUUCCCAGCGCAAUGCCGACCUGAGCAGCAUCCUUGCCGACCGCGAUGUCGAGAUCGAGAACCUCCAGCGCGAAAUCCGAGAAACCCAAGAAACAUGCGACCGACUCGAGGAAACAUACGAGGGCCUGAAGAGUUCGACCUCCGCCAUCGCUGUUAAGCACAACGAGACGGUGCGCGCACUCGAAGAACAAGUCAAGAAAGCAUCCGAGGAACUGGCAGCCGCUCAAGGCGGACACGAACAAUAUACCAAGGCCAUUGCAGAGAAGGAUGCCCAGAUCGCCCAUCUCCGUGCCCAAUUGGACGCUCAAACCGCUCAAAUCCGCGAGCUGCAGGAGCAAAUCGAGAACCAACAGAUUGCUCGGUCACCGGAACCCUCCGGAGCAGACGACUUCCUCGACCUCCACGACGUCGACUACUUCGACCAGCGCCUCUCCCAGCUCUGCGCCCACGUCCAGCAAUGGGUCCUCCGCUUCUCCAAGUUCAGCGACAUGCGCCACUGCCGACUGACCUCGGAAAUCAACGACGAGAAGCUAAUCGACCGGCUCGACAACGCCGUCCUCGACGGCUCCGACGUCGACGUCUACCUGGCCGACCGCGUCCGCCGCCGUGACGUCUUCAUGUCCAUGACCAUGACCAUGAUUUACGAAUUCGUCUUCACCCGCUUUUUGUUUGGAAUGGACCGCGACCAGCGCCAGCGCCUCAAGUACCUCGAGAAACAACUAUCGGAGACCGGGCCCGUGCAUGCCGUCCGCCAAUGGCGCGCCGUCACCUUGACGCUGCUCAGCCAAAGACGCAACUACAAAUCCCAGCGUGACCGCGACACGGAAGCCGUCGUCCAAGCUAUCCUCGACGCCCUGGAUAAGAUCCUCCCCCCGCCGUCAGACAAGGAAAAAACUAUCCUCGACCAACUGCGUCGCGUCGUGAAGGAGGCCGUGACCUUAUCCAUCCAGAUGCGCUGUCAGCGCGCAGAGUAUAUCAUGCUCCCGCCGCUGCAGCCGGAGUACGAUGAGAGCGGGGAGCUGGUGGAGACUGUGAGCUUUAAUGCCGCGCUGAUGAAUGAAAGGUCAGGCGAUGCCGGGGUGCCCAGUCCAGAAGAGCUGGAGAGGCAGAGGGCUACGGUUCGAGUGGUGCUUUUUCCGUUGGUGAUUAGGAAGGGGGAUGAUUGGGGGAGGGGAGAUGAUGAGGUUGUUGUUUGUCCGGCGCAGGUGUUGGUGCAGAGACCGAGGAAGCAGAGGAGUGGAAGGGUUGUUAGUGCGGGCAAGGCGCCGGUGCCGGUGCCGCAGGGGAUGAGGGGGGAUGAUCAGAUGAUGGGGGGUAUGGGGUCGCAGGUUUGA
Molecule: messenger RNA, 30390 nt
Organism: Neurospora tetraspora
Lineage: Eukaryota; Fungi; Ascomycota; Sordariomycetes; Sordariales; Sordariaceae
Exons: 14
Coding region: 1-30390 (10129 amino acids)
Source: RefSeq, a predicted model, not a curated record